This is a messenger RNA of Sphaerodactylus townsendi, 1845 nucleotides long. RefSeq names its product kaptin, actin binding protein (gene KPTN). Lineage: Eukaryota; Metazoa; Chordata; Lepidosauria; Squamata; Sphaerodactylidae. The transcript is spliced from 12 exons. Gene Ontology annotation, molecular function: actin filament binding. The record is from RefSeq and is a predicted model, not a curated record. The coding region runs from base 91 to 1845 and encodes 584 amino acids. Gene Ontology annotation, biological process: actin filament organization; cellular response to amino acid starvation; negative regulation of TORC1 signaling. Gene Ontology annotation, cellular component: lamellipodium; actin cytoskeleton; KICSTOR complex.
CCGCGCGCCAAGCACGGGAGGCCCCUUUCACGCCUCCGUCGGUCCCUCUCUCUUUUGAGCAGGGCUGUCCUCGGCGGUGCCUGAGCCGGCAUGGAGCCCUCGUCGGGCUGCCCCUUGGUGGAGGACAGCUUCACCCGCUUCUCCUCUCAGAGCAACAUCUACGGGCUGGCGGCCUUGCCGGGGGCGGCUCGGGGCGGCGGGCGGGGCCAGGAGGGGCCCUGUGGGGCGGGGCUAGGGCCGGAGGGGGGGCCGGGGGGCGAGGCCGCGGAGGUCCCCAAGGGGGUCCCUGAAGGGGCGCCAUGCCUGUCGUCUGGGCAGGAGGGGGCCCCGCGAGCAGGGGGGGCCGGGGGGGACGGGCCGGGGGGCCUCCUGGCCGCCACCCUGAAGGGGAAGGUGAUUUAUUUCCGCUAUCAGGACCUGCGGCAGAAGCUGCGCCCCGUGGCCCGGGAGCUCCAGUUCACCUACAUCCCAGUUGAUGCCGAGAUCGUAUCCAUUGACACAUUCAACAAGUCUCCUCCCAAACGGGGUUUGGUGGUGGGAAUCACUUUCAUUAAGGAUUCCAGAGAUAAAGCCAGCCCUUUCCUUAACAUCUACUGCGACUAUGAACCAGGUUCAGAAUACAAUCUGGAUUCCAUUGCACUGAGCUGCUUGAACUUAGAACUACAGUUUACCCCUUUCCAGCUCUACCAUGCAGAAGUCCAGGUUGCGGGCCAGCCAGAGACAGUCUUCCUGCUGAGCGGUAAUGAUCCUGCAAUUCACCUGUACAAAGAGAACGAAGAACUGCACCAGUUUGAGGAGCAGCCGGUGGAGGAUCUGUUUCCUGAACUCAAGGACCUUCCGAGCAAUGUUCUGUGGUUGGACGUUUUCAACAUUCCCGACUCAGGGCGGCGCAUCACUGCCUUUGGUUGCCAGAGCGGCUACAUCCGGCUUGCUCACGUCAACCCGGCCAGCAGAGAAGUGCUGCAGAGCUGGAACGUCCUGCAAGAUGGGCCCAUCUCCAAAGUCCUCGUGUUUGCCUUAGCGGCUCCCUGCUGUCCAGACGAGCUCGUGGAGACCACAGCUACACAUGGUACCGCCGGCAGCUGCAACCAGAGCUACAGCAUUCUGGUCACCAGCACUAUCGAGCUCUCCGUCGUGUACAGGAACGUCCUGCAGAACGGCCUCGGGGACCAGCUGGUCCUGCCGUCGAGCGACCAGUAUGACAGCGUGAUCUGCGCCCUGGUGACCGACGUCGACUUUGACCGCGAGCCUGAGAUCCUGCUGGGGACGUACGGGCAGGAGUUGCUGUGCUACAAGUACUUCCUGCCGGAAGGGGAGUUCCGUCUUCUCUGGCAGCGCGCUUUCCCCAGCCCUUUGCUGUCCAUGGAGUACGUUGAUCUGACCUGUGAUGGACUCUGUGAGCUGGCUGUGGUGUGCCUGAAAGGGCUGCAUAUUCUGCAGGCAUUUGAGAAACGGGAAGAAGUCGGCAACAGGGAAGAGGACAAGGGGAAGAGUGCAAAGCAGCAUGAGGGAGUGGGGGGGAAAAAACUAGGUGGGCUGGCAAUGGAGGGAAGAGGUCCAGGCAAAGCUGUCUCCAUUGGCAAAUCUGCCCGCUCCGGCUGCAAAGCAAAAUUAAAUUCAUGCCAGAAGUUGAGUGCUUGCACCACGAGGAGAAUAGAAAGUGAAAAAGCGAGGAAGCGUGCGGGAGAAAUCUUUGCUGGCGACAGCAGAUCUUCAUCUCGCCUCGUUGGGCAGCAGAUGCUUUGUGCAUCACUAGCCAGGGUUUCCCCAACUCUGCUAGGUGAGAUCCUUUUAACCCCAAAGUGUUCAUGGAUUUGUAACCCCAAAGGCCUAACCCCCAAAUAG